Molecule: messenger RNA, 1821 nt
Organism: Daphnia pulicaria
Lineage: Eukaryota; Metazoa; Arthropoda; Branchiopoda; Diplostraca; Daphniidae
Product: CAAX prenyl protease 1 homolog
Exons: 5
Coding region: 89-1426 (445 amino acids)
Biological process (GO): CAAX-box protein processing
Cellular component (GO): endoplasmic reticulum membrane
Molecular function (GO): metalloendopeptidase activity
Source: RefSeq, a predicted model, not a curated record
AAAGGCUUCUUCAUCCUCAAGUUUCUUAACACGUCGUAAGCCCGAAAGAGUAAAAAAAAUAAAAUAAUACGACUCAAAGAUCUUCAAGAUGUUUGAGAUAAAUAGUGAAUUUAUUUUUCAAAGUGUUUUUACAUUUAUAUGGCUAGAGUUUAGCUGGGAAAUGUACCUGUCAUAUCGUCAGCACCAAGUUUACAAGAAGAGUAGCAAACCACCCCAGGAACUUGAGGAGCAUUUCAACAACGAAACAUUCCAGAAAGCCAGGCUUUAUGGACUUGAUAAGAGUGGAUAUGGCAUAGCACAUGGAUUAUUCAAUCAAAUAUUUUCCACAGUACUGAUUUUGCUGAAUGGUCAUGCCUAUUUCUGGAACCUAUCCCGCUCAGUUCUGUUGGCAUCAGGUCUAUCUGCUGAUAGUGAAAUUAUUAGAAGUAUGGUCUUCACUGUCAUCUUGAGUACUUUUAGUACCCUUGUUGAUAUGCCAUUCACCAUUUACUACACCUUCUGGCUUGAAGAAAGGCAUGGAUUCAACAAACAGACUCCUGGAUUUUUCAUCAAAGACACUAUUAAGAAGUACAUUCUUGGCAUACUGAUCUCAUUACCCUUGGUUGCUGCUGUGAUUUUCAUUGUGCAAAGUGGUGGAGAUUAUUUCUUCCUCUACUUGUGGAUCUUUGUCACUCUGGUGAUUGUGCUGCUGAUGACAGUCUAUCCAGACUAUAUCGCACCUCUAUUCGAUAAAUACAGCCCCCUACAGGAAGGCGAGCUAAAGUCACAGAUUGAAAAAUUGGCCGCCUCGAUUGAUUUCCCACUGAAAAAGCUUUACGUCGUAGAAGGUUCCAAACGUUCGUCCCACAGCAACGCCUAUUUCUAUGGCUUCUUCAAUAACAAGCGAAUUGUGUUGUUUGAUACGCUCAUUGAAGGAUACGUCAAGGAGGAGUCGGAAACUACAGACAGCACUACAAAACCUCCCAAAAAGGGUUGUAAUAAUCCUGAAAUUCUAGCAGUGCUCGGUCAUGAGUUGGGCCACUGGAAAUUGAACCAUGUUACCAAGAACAUUGUCAUCUCUGAGCUGAACAUUCUAUUCAUGUUUACGGUUUUUAAUAUGCUCUUUCAAUACCAACCUCUAUACGAGGCUUUUGGAUUUCACGACAGCCAGCCCAUCUUCAUCGGCCUUUACAUCGUAACGUCGUACAUUUUCUCACCUUACAACGCCAUCCUCUCCUUUUUGACGACAUUGCUGAGCCGUCAUUUCGAGUUUGAAGCGGACCAAUUUGCCAAAAAGCUCGGUCAUGCCGUCAAUCUCAAGUCUUCGCUAAUCAAGCUCAACCUGGACAACCUGGGUUUCCCGAUUUACGACUGGCUCUACUCCAGCUGGCACCACUCUCACCCGACACUUCUCCAGCGGUUGAACGCCCUAGAAAAAACCGAGUAAAAAAGCGAUGGCUAGUGGAUCACCUACGUAAUUCCAACUACCCUACGUGCUGCACAAUUGCGACCUAUACUAAAGUAUCCCGACAAACAUCAUCAUUCAACUUCUUGUCCGAGUGGCUUAUUACAGCAUUUUCGUCGUGAUUGAGAAAGCAUUUUCUUAUAACGUGUGACAGAACGGUAAUAUCAUAUUUGAUAAUUGACCACUUAACUUAGCAAAGAAAGAAAGAAAAAAAAAUGUUGUGUGAUGUCAUAAAUCUAGCUGAAAGUACCAAAUUAAUUUGCUGGCAAGUGUUGUAUCAUUCCGAUUCUAGUCCACAAAUGCAUCAACACAGCUAGCACACAAAUUUGCAACGAAAUGUAGGCCAAUUGGACUCAAAAUACAAAUCAUCAGAAGUU